AUCCAAGAACGAAAAUAAUUUGAAGAAGACAUGUUUUUUAUGAAUCAAAUUCGUGUGUAAAGAGAGUGAGAGGGAGGAUGAAGAUAUGUAGUGAAUGAAGAGGAAGAGGGGUGCUUGUAUUUAUAGUUGAAAUCCUGCCGACAGACCGAGGAAAUUCCGACGGAAUUCCGAUGCCAACGGCUAGUUCGUCGGAAUUUCCUCGGAAUUUUUAAAAUCCCCCAACGCCUCUCCAACGGCUCUUUAACGGCUAUAAUAUAUCAUCGGAAUUCAUCGGUUUUUUCUGAGGAAUACAUUUUUCCUCGGUAUUCCAUAAGAAUAUUCCAACGGAUUGAUAUUUCCUCGGAAUUCCGUCGGUAUAUUCCGAGGAAAUUCCGAGGAAACCAAAUUUUGUGUUUCCUCGGAAAUUCCUCGGGAUAUUCCGAGGAUUUCAUUUUCCGUCGGAAUGUCCGUCAGAAUACCACUGUUUUCUUAUAGUGAAAGGUUCAGAGUUUAUCCAAGGGUUCAUGGUUUAGUGAUUUGGAUUUAGGGUUUAGUAUUAUUAAGUUUUAGUUUUAAUGUAUGAUUUAGGGUUUAAGAUUUAACCAAAAGUUUAGGGUUUAUCCAAAAGUUUAUGGUUUAUCCAAAGGUUUAUAGUUUAGGGUUUAGGGUAUAAGGUUUAGUAUUUUGCUGACGUUUAACAAUAUUAAUUAAUUUAUUUUUUUAACUAUUACUAUUUUUAUAUAUUUUUAUUUUUUAUUUUAAAAAUAUAAUAUAAUUUGGAAAUUCAAUUUUGUUUCCUUUUUUAAAAGAUAUCAAAUAUCAAAUACUCAAACAUUAUUGGUUGGCACCUUAGGGGGUGAACCCAAGAAUAACUCAUAUAUAUAAACAUCUUUUCAUUUUAAAAUUGGAAUAUAAUAAAUGAUCAUAAUAAUUUUACUACCCAUAAAUUUGUUUUUUUGGUAAAACUUAACACCAAACGUAUCUCUUCGGAUCUUCAGAGGUCAUCACUGUCGAUGUCCAGACACAUCUGUGAUAAUGUAUUAUUGAUAAAGUCCAAACGAAUCAAACAUGAUUCACGUGUUUAGACAUUUGUCUUAAAAUUUGGAUAUUACUGAAUCGAGUAAUGAUCCGUUUCGUACAACUUUAAGGAAAACGAAUCGACAUGACGUUAACGUGUUUCAUACAACUGUGUUAACAUUUUACCAAACCAUCCGUUUCCUACAGCUUAAAAGAAAAUACCAAAAACAUCAGUGCAAAAAAAUAUUAUCAGUAAAAUUUAGAAAGUGAAAUCAAAAUUAAAUUAUGCAAUAUACAUAAAUUAAUUUUAUUUUGGAACUUAUAGUAUUUGUUGUUUUAUACUAAUUUUACAAAAAAAUAUAAGGAGAAAUUUGCUCUUCUACCAAAGAACUAUCCUAUAAUUAACAAUAUACCAAAACUCAAUAUUUUGAUAUUGUUGGUAAUUAAUCGUGACUCUGUUGCCCCUAUAUAUCUCCUAUGAAUACUACUAUUUGACAUAGACAAAAUCUUGUUAAAAGAUUUUGGGAGAUUUGGUUCUACUCAUAUCUUGCUUUAAUGUGAGAUCAAACAUAGUUCUAUCCCCUACGUCUUUGAAUAUUGUCAAACAAUUUGAAAGUGGAAAUUAUUUUCUCUCUCUAUUAGUCCACAACAUUUUGUUAUUAAAUCCUGCAUCUUUUCAUCUUUCUCCGUUCUGAUUUCUAUUUACACCCUAUUUUGAAGACGUUGAGCAUAUUGUUUACCAAAUAUAGUUCUUUUGUCUGAGCUUAAAACAUUUAUUUUCUCUGUAGGAAGCUCGUGCUUUUAAUAUUAUUAUUUCUAGAUGAAGAAAAGUUCAAAGAGAAACAAAAUUAUUUCUAGACGAAGAAAAGUUCAUUGGAGUUACGUUUUCCGGUUCUAAUGUAAAUAAUUGUAACUUAGUUUAAGUUCUAACGCUAUCUAUAUAUUGUAAAGUGUUUACCUCUAAUAAAAAUCAUAUUCCAUAAUCUUCAAAGAUAAGCCGAGGAACCUGCAACAUCUCUAUUUAAAUUUAUUACCAGCUGGUAAAAUUUUUAGCUGUAAUUUUUUUUAAAUGGAUAGAAAUUUUUUUGUACCAUAACAGUGAAUUCUGGAUAAUUGAAAGUUAGAUUUCUCAUUAUCGUUAACAUGCUAUCAAACAAGUUACAAAUUCAACUACAAGGAGUUUCGAUUUAUGGCUAAAAAUAUAGUGUAAGGGUAUCAUAAUUUAUAGCUAAUAUUAUUAUUGACAUGUUCAUUAAUUGUGUUAGCCAUCCAAAAAAUGUGUUAACUAUCCAUGAGGAAAACUGGACAUCUGAUAAUUGACUUAUAUUUCUUCUCCAUCUACCAGGUCUUAGACUUAAGGAAAUUGUAUAUAACGUUUAGUUUAUCGUAAUAUAGUGUCAAGGGUUUAUGAUCAAUGGUUUAGGGUCUAAGGUGUUGAUGUUGGGUUAUAUGGUAUUGAUUUAGGGUUUAGGGUAUUUUUUGAGGGUUUAUUGUAUUUUUUUAGGGAUUAGGAUUUAUGAUUUCUCUGUAUGAUUUAAUGUUUUGUAUUAUAAUGGUAAGAGGUUAUAAUCAAUUGUUUAGGGUCAAAGCUGUUGCUAUUGGGUUUAAGGCUUAUGGUAUUGAUUUAGGGUUUAUGCUUGGUUUAGGGUUUAGAUUUUAGGGUUUAGGGUUUAUGAUUUGUGUACGACAUAGGGCUUAAGGAUUUUGUGAUUGUAAAACAGCCAAACUUGUACAUAUUAAGUCAAUUUGUUACAUACACAGUUACAAGGAAGUUUAACCAUGCAAAACAAGCCUUAACCACACUAAAAUUUCAGAUAACAAUCUUCUCAAGCCCAUGAAAACAACGGCGUCCAAACACUAUCAACCGUUACAAAAGGUUUAGCCUCCCAAAAACAAACUGAACCCGAGUUAAAUUUUACAAUAACCGUCUUCCACGAUCCGAAAACAUAGGCGAUAAACAUGGGUGGAUUGGCAUUAGUAGACGGCUGUAGUUUGGAAGUUCUGCAGUCCAAUCCCUACAAAGAAUAAGAAAUAGAAAUGUAAUGAACAUAACUUACGAUAUCUAAGCUUAUUUAGGAAAAUAAUGCAUAACAAUAUUUUCCUUCUAAAUGUAUAUUUACAUGGAUAUCUCUUUUAUUAACUGUCCAAUUGUAUUACUUGGAUAAUACAUACCAAUCGCACCCGCCGCAUACACUAUUAAGUAUCAUUCACCAUGUAUGUAAUGCAACCCCAAUCACCAAUAGAUAUACAUAGGUAAGUUUCUAAAACUAUUGUCCAACUAAUAUAUAUUGUAGAUGGUCUAACAAAAUUGUUAUCUGGCUACUAUUAUAUUUACACAUCCAACUAAAUAAUUGUUAUCUAUCUACUAUAAUUUUUUCUAUAUUUCACUCUAAAAUAGAAUAACUCUAUUAUAUAGUUGGAUUUGCCUCCCAAAAACAAACUGAACCCGAGUUAAAUUUUACAAUAACCGUCUUCCACGAUCCGAAAACAUAGGCGAUAAACAUGGGUGGAUUGGCAUUAGUAGACGGCUGUAGUUUGGAAGUUCUGCAGUCCAAUCCCUACAAAGAAUAAGAAAUAGAAAUGUAAUGAACAUAACUUACGAUAUCUAAGCUUAUUUAGGAAAAUAAUGCAUAACAAUAUUUUCCUUCUAAAUGUAUAUUUACAUGGAUAUCUCUUUUAUUAACUGUCCAAUUGUAUUACUUGGAUAAUACAUACCAAUCGCACCCGCCGCAUACACUAUUAAGUAUCAUUCACCAUGUAUGUAAUGCAACCCCAAUCACCAAUAGAUAUACAUAGGUAAGUUUCUAAAACUAUUGUCCAACUAAUAUAUAUUGUAGAUGGUCUAACAAAAUUGUUAUCUGGCUACUAUUAUAUUUACACAUCCAACUAAAUAAUUGUUAUCUAUCUACUAUAAUUUUUUCUAUAUUUCACUCUAAAAUAGAGUAACUCUAUUAUAUAGUUGGAUUUGCUCCAAUGGUUCACUCUAUAAUAGAGUUACUCUAUAAUAGAGUGAAAUAUAGAGUAUUUUUGUUUUUUAACUCUAUAUUUGGAGCAAAAAAAUAAAAUUACUCUAUAUUUCACUCUAUUAUAGAAUAACUCUGUUAUAGAGUGAACCAUUAGAGAAAAUUCAACUCUAUAAUAGAGUAACUUUAUUUUAGAGUGAAAUAUAGAGAAAAUUAGAGUGUACCAUUGGAGAUGCCCUUAUAGAGUGAACCAAUAGAGCAAAUUCAACUCUAUAAUAGAGUUACUCUAUUUUAAAGUGAAAUAUAAAGAAAAUUAUUGUGUACCAUUGGAGAUGUCCUAACUACCUAGAAAGCAAGGAAAAUGGAACCCUCUUCCCAGAAAAAGCAAGUGACGAACAAGAAACAAACAUGCUCAUCACAAGGUUAACCAAAAAAAAAAAGGGUUAACCAAAACAUCUAAUAAAAGAAACAAGUCUUUGAGAUUGGAAAGGAAGGAGCCAUUUGCAGCUGCCUUGACUUUGGUUCAAAAGCAUGAGGAAUCUUUGAAAGAGAAAACAAAAGCAAAAAUUGAUGAAGCAAAUAAUUGAGUACAAAGUAAUUAGCCUCCCUUCAUGGUGUCAACAUUAUUUAGAAAUGAUUAAAAUUCUACGUAGAAAGAUGCUAACAGAAAUCUGAUAAAUUUUGAGUAUGUUUAAUCAUUAUUAGUUUUAUCUCAAAUAAAUUAAUAUAAUAUGAAUAUUAAUGCUUUAAAAUUUUAUUUUUAUUUAUUACAUGUGGGUCAAAAUUGUCUCAUCACAUAUAAAUAAGUAUAGUUUUCAAAUUUAUUUAAAGACAAUGUAUUCUCCAAAUUUCAAAACAUAAGUAGGGUAUUUUUCAAAAUAUCCCUUAAUAUUAAGUUUGGAAAAGACUGUUACAAUAGUCUAUUACAAUACCCAAGAGACAACAUAUGGAGGAUUAUUGAUUCUGGCACACUUGGCUAACUCAUCUGCUUCUCGGUUCCUUUGGCUUGUAUUUUUCGAAACUGAUAAUUUUGCUUUGUCGUAAACCAAAUAUCAUCCAGAUAUCCCUGUAUACUUGCAUUUUAGUAGGCUCUCUUCGGUGCUUCAUGUCAUUUUCUGAAGUGUUUGAUAUAGUUUUGCAUUAUCACCAAGUCUCCGAAGUGUUUGAUAUAGUUCUGCAUUAUCACCAAGUCUCCCAAAGCUGUAACAGUUGCUUCCUUUAGCGCCAGGGCUUCUGCUUCCAAAACCGUAUCAGUUGGGUCUAUGGAUGAGGUGAGGAUCCGUGAACUAUUGGUUUUUAAAAGAUCCAUCCUAUUCCACCUUGCUAUUUGCGUUGAUCCAUGAAGCAUGUAUACAACAUGUUGCAGUAACAUUAGGAACUAUGCAGUCUUGACGUAAAGUAGUGCUCCUUUUUCUCACAUCUAACGGGUUUGAUACCAAGUAAGAUGUUGUAUCGUUAGCAUCUACCCAUAGUUUAUAUUCUAGAAAAGCCUGAUUUAUAAUAUCGGGUAUUAAUAGACACUACCGUUACCCCUUGAAAUUGAUAUCAUUACGUACCUUCCAAAUUUUCCAACUCACAAACGAGAAAAUUUGUACUUCCCCAUUCUUUCUAUAUGUAAAAGCAAAACAGGAGACUAACGCAAUCCAAUAUAUUUGACCGACCUCGAGUAUUAGGAUGGGAGGAGAAUUCCCAAACUUAUUUCGCUAGCUAGUCAAAGAGUAAAUGUUGAGUUUUCACCAUAGCUUCUCCAUAGAAACCCACAUUCAACAUUGUACCUUCAACACUACAAGAAAACAUGCGUUUAACGACCACACUUUUGGUCGUUCGGCGUUAUCACCUACUAAGACGAAACGUAAUUCGUUAUUAAUCGCGCGUUGUAACGGAAAUUUCGUCGUAACAUUUACGACGAAAGGGGUUCGCCGUUAUUUUCUCGUAAACCGUUUCAUCGUAACAUAUUCGAAACUUUAUGUUUAAAUUCUUGGUCGUUUUUUCUCGUAAUGUUUAGUCAUUAAGCAGUCGUAAAGUUUGAUCAUUAAGCAGUCGUAAACUUUGGUCGUUAAGACAAUGUUAAAUGGUCAUGAAUAUUACGACAAAUUAACAUCGACAGUCGAUGUUAAUUGGUUGUAAGGCUUACAUCGAUUCUCGAAUUUGAAAAUGAAAAAAAUGAUUUUAUUGAAACUUUUUCAUAGAAAAUUGAAAAUUUAUAAAAUAUAAAAUUAAAUCUAAUAUGUAAAAUAGUUUAGUAACCAAAAUACAAACCGAAAAACUAUUGCUAACGGUUAAAGUCGUCAAACAGCUGGGAACUAUGGUCAAUGGCCCAUCGCUCCAUUUCCUCUUGCUCAUCUGCAGUGGGUUCGCGGUGAACGGUUGGGUGUACACUCUGCCACGCCCGUGAAGUUGCCGGGUUUUCUUCCGCGAGGACAUCAAACAUCCCCUCCAUGGCUCUCAACUGAGCCUUAGUGUCAUGUUGUUCCUCACAAAGCUCUGAUACAGGGGCAGACCUAGGAAAAUAUUUUAUAUGGAGCACAAUUAUAUAUUAUUUAUUUAAAAUGUUUUUAAUAUUCUUUCAAAAAAAUAUUUUUACUAUUUUUAUUAUACUAGUAGAAAAGUAAUUUAUGUUUACAGUAAAUAUUUAAUUAAUUAAAUAUUUUUCUGUUAGUUAAAAUAUGUAAUUUUGUGAAAUACAAAAAAAUAAAUUUUCAUAUAUAUAUUUUACAUUUUAAAUAUAUUUAAUACAAGAUAAGAAUGAUAAAUUUUAAAUUUUAAACAAUUAAUGUUAUUAUUGUUAUUUAAUCACAGAAAUAAUAUAUUUAUUAUUAGGUUUUAAUAUAUUUUUUAAUAAGCAUAAAAUAUAAAAAUAUUUAUUUAGGGAGUAUAAAAUAAGAAAUCUGAAAUCCAAGAUUGAUAUGUACUAAAAAAAGCUGAACAAAUUAGACAUAUAUAACCAAUUUAAAAGAUAUUUAAGAGAACAAAAAUGGAAAAAAAUUUAAUAUAAGAACAAAAAAGUAAUUAGACACAUUAAAUUAGGUAAUAGCAAAAUAAAUUAAAUAAAAGAUGGGAGUCGGGAGAAUAAUAUAGUCAAACGUGAGAGUGUGUGACACCAUUGACUUAAUUUAGGCAAAUAUGCUAGAUUCACAUGCUCAAAAUUAUGUUACAAACAAAAAAUUAUAAAGUUAGUAUGGGGCAUGUGCCACCCUCUAUGCAGGUAGAUCCGCCCCUGCUCUGAUAUGAUGUUGUUGGCCCUCGUCAAAUCUGCCGGAGCUUUCCGAGAUGUUGGGCUUGAGCUGUUUCCAUUGGACCAUUACCCACCCACAUUUCGAGGGGGCUUAUUAAAGUCCCACAUCGUGUGGUGACAUGGUUAUUGGGCAAUAUAUAUGUGUAUAGGCAAUCCUCCACUCAUGAGCUAGCUUUUGGGUGUGAGUUAGGCCCAUCACUAAUAAAUUUUAAUAUUUAAUUAGUAAAUAAGAUAAAAAUGUAUAUGUCUACUUGACAGAUCAUUAAGUUUCUCUGUACGGCUAAAGUCACUGAGAUUCAGCUAGGAGAGGGUUGGUGUUAUAUUUGGCUGCUCAAAUUGUUCAGAGAAACUCAUUCGAGAGGAGACCUCAUUCACGUGUGUCUCAUGCAAUGAAACCAAUGCUGUGGCUGAAUUCAGAUGACACUGGCACAUGGGCUUUCCUUGGCUUUAAUGCAGAAGUCACUAAACUGACUCAUGUUCUAGCUUUUGAAGCUGCACAGAUUGUGGGUAUAGGUCCUACUGCUCAGGUCGACGUUCAUCUACCUCGCUCAUUUGCUGACAUUGUGAGAAAUACCUAUACUUUCCAGCUCAAGUUGAAGGACUUCAAUAUUACUGUGAACCACCAGGCCUUCACCAUUUCCCGCAUAUUCCAUGCACGUGAUCUCGCAUCCAUUAUAACCUUCGUUGAAGUUGGAGAGGUUACCAAGCCAGCACUUCUUCAGAAUGUGUCACCAGGAUCAGAAGAUAUAGCUGCAAUCACGUCCAAUGUUGCAGAGCAUUCCACCGCAGCUGAUGGUGCAAUUCCCGGACAUGAGGCAGUAGCUAAGGAACAAGUUGAUCUGGAAGAGAAUGCCAGUAAGAAAGCACGUGUGGAAUGAACCUAGAACCCAAACAACCACGAAUAGUCGGAAUCAGUUACUGUUUUAGCAUCUUUCAAUUUCGCUUAUUUCGAUUUUUUUUUUCUUUUUUUUUAUUAAACAAAAAGUCUGAGUCGUGGCUGUUGUUCUUUCUUUUAUCAAUGCAAAACUUCUUAUAUAUUAAAAUAGAAGUCACAACCUUAAUUCAUGUGUGAUUUUUUUUAAAAUGAACUACUUACUAGAGUUGGUCACAAUACAUUUUCAAUCCUUAAUAAUAGUUGUAUUAAAUAAACGACAAAAUUAACUAUUCAGAUCGACAUGUACUAUAUAUCUAAUCUAAAUCAAAAUGAACUAAUAUCAUCUUCACAUAUAUAACAUUGCCUACGAAAAUAUAUAAAAUAAUCAAGAGUGCUUUUGUUUUUCAGAUCGACAUGUACUAUAUAUCUAAUCUAAAUCCAGUUUCUGAUUUGUAAUAAAUAUGAAGUUCAUGUCAAGUUUGGCAUUCAUUUACGUCUUUCCCAUAUUAUUUGAUUAUUUCAGUUUUCGUAUGUGUCAAGUUUGGUAUUCAUAUACGUAUUUUCCAUGAUAUUCUUAUUUGAUUGUAAGCUCUGAAAAUAUGUUAAUAAUUUAUUGAACACAUGCAUUUGGAGAAGAUGAAGUAAGUGCACUGUUUACGUCGUUAACAAUUUGAGAAUAUCUACAUUCAGUUGCAACAGAAUUAUCUACAUCUAUUCUAUUUAAAUUCAAAUGAAUUAAAGAUUAUUAACUUAUUCCCUUAUAACUAAUUAACCGAAUAUCUACUUUUGGAGAAUAUAUUAUUUUCGUGUCUUUACUAAAAUAUAUGAUAUUCUACAUACAGUAUUUAUUUUAUAGCUCGGAGAUCAAUCUCACUUAUUUAUUAUUACCGUGACCUUUUAAAAUGUUUUCCUAUAUUUUCGAAACAGAAUUACGUUAAAUAUUAUACUACCUUAAAAAAAGAAAUAACAUAAUCUAUUCUAUUGAAAUAGAAGUCACAAUGUUAACUCAUGUGUGAUUUUUAAGCUGGACAUAUCCUAGAAAAAAAAAUUAGUCAAAUAUUAGAAGUUUUAUAACUAAACAAGAUAUAAAAUAAAUUACAACAUAUAUAAAUGAAAGCAUAUAAAAACCAAAAAAAAAUUGAAAAAUCUGUUUUUUUUAUCAGCACACACACACACACAUAUAUAUAUAUAUACAAAUCAUAGAAAUUGUAUGAUUUGGAAAUAAAUAAACUUAAAAAUGGUAAGUUUAGAAAUAAUAAAUAUUAAAAAACAAAUGAUUUAUCUAACAUACCACUUUAGUUCUUUACAUUAAUAACACAUGCUGCCAACAAAUUUAUUUUACAAAAACUUAAAACAAAU
Brassica rapa (field mustard) is the source of this 9427-nucleotide messenger RNA. RefSeq lists its product as uncharacterized. Lineage: Eukaryota; Viridiplantae; Streptophyta; Magnoliopsida; Brassicales; Brassicaceae. The record is from RefSeq and is a predicted model, not a curated record.